GAUAACACAAUUGGUGAUUACUUUAUAGGAGAAGGUGGUAUUUUAAGAGAUGCUUCAAUAGGUGAGGAAUUUCAUCAUAACCUUCCUACAAUUAAUCAUUCUCUGAGAAGAAGAAAAUACAAUAUAUAUAGUUCUUCUGAUGAAUCUAAUCUUACUAUGGAUGAUGAGCAUAAUAAUACAAUAACAACAAAUAAUUAUAGUAAUAAUAAUAAUUCUUCAACUAGAAAGACUCAUCGUUUAUUUGUUAACACUUCCAAUAUUCAAGAAGAUACUAAUAAUCAUCAUGAAAGUGGUGAUGAUGAAUUAUCUUCAAAUAACAAUAAUUUACAAUCUGUUCAAUAUUCAAGUUCAGAUGAAGAUGGAAGAAGAAAGAGAAGAGAUGAGGAAGAAGAUGCCACUCCAAUACCAAGAUUUAACGAAGAUGAAUCACACACAACAACACAAAGUAAUAAUACUAAUCUCUUCCGUCGACAGAGUACAAGUAGUGGCAGUGGUGGAGAAGCUACAACAAUAGGUGGAAUAAUCAAUCCAACCACAUCCGUACCAUCACUACAAACAGUGAGUGGUGGUCUUGUCGGUGGUAUAAUGAUGGGUGCUGCUACUACUACUGGUCAUACUCAUCAUCAUCAUCCAAACAACUCGAAUACUGCUGCGAACCUUCAAACAACAACAAGACAACAAAACAAGAAAAACAAUUCAAAAAAUAUUCAACAAAAUUCCUCAGAGUUAAUUAACAGCAACUCAACUUGCCAAUCCUCAUCUUUACAUUCAUCCACGAGUGGACAAAAGAUUGAAUAUUUAUCUCCGAAUCAAUUGUUACAACAACAACAUUAUCAAUCAUCACCUCCACCUCAUAUUUCAUCUUUUAUCAUGUCCACAAAUAUUAAUGGUCAACAACAUGCUGAUUAUAAAAGCAGUGGUAAUGAUCCAAAUGAUCCAAUGACAAGGUAUGAUUCUGUGGCACCUGAAUUAGGUGUUGGUUAUGAAAGAUGGAAAGCCAUCAGAAAUGCUUGGGUAACCGGAGCAUUUGCAUCAGAUAAACAAACAAUUAUUAGAGAUCCAUCAAGUCAACCUUCGGAUGUUGAUUCAAUUGUUGAACAUUUAGUCAAUCCUAAAAAACCUGCUUUUCAAAAACCUAUUCCUCUAAAUGAUAUGAUUCAAAUUUUACUUGAAAUAUGGGAAUCAGAUGGUCUUUUUGAAUAGAUUAAUGUGAACAAUAUGUAAUAACAAUAUCCACCUCUACCACAGCGUUACGCAAAACAAAUUUUAAUCAGCAAACACUUUUGUUAGAUAUCCAAGAUAACUCUCCUAUAGUAAUUUCCUCUUCCUUCUUCCCUCUUCCGAUUAAAUCCAUUUCUUCUCAGUCCCGACCCGACAUGCAUUCCACAAUAAAAUUGAAAAACU
Messenger RNA from Naegleria gruberi, 1404 nucleotides. RefSeq lists its product as uncharacterized. The coding region runs from base 157 to 1203 and encodes 348 amino acids. NCBI's taxonomy places the organism in Eukaryota, Heterolobosea, Eutetramitea, Acrasida, Naegleriidae. The record is from RefSeq and is a predicted model, not a curated record. The transcript has a single exon.